This is a messenger RNA of Closterium sp. NIES-65, 2163 nucleotides long. The record is from the annotation of a GenBank genome assembly. Lineage: Eukaryota; Viridiplantae; Streptophyta; Zygnematophyceae; Desmidiales; Closteriaceae.
AUGGACCGAGAUCGCGACGGUCGCAUUUCCGCAACAGAGCUCGCAUCAGUCCUGGAGAGCCUGGGAGAGGAGCGAGUGGAGGAAACAGUUCAAGCUAUGAUGAGCCAAGCCGACACUGACGGUGACGGCUACGUCGAUUUUGACGAAUUCAUCCGCGUUAGUAGCCACUCUUCAUGGACGUCGUCUCUUUUUGAGGCGUCUCCCAAAUCGACAUUAUCCGCGUCCCUCGCGUCCGAUUGCGAAUCAGCGGCUGAAGCGUUCUGCUGCAGAGGGUCCGACGGUCCGUCGAUCGACGACCUUGCAGCGGCUUUCGAGUUGUUCGACCGGAAUAAGGACGGCUUUAUCACAGCGGAGGAGUUAAGCGAAGUGAUGGGGGGGAUCUGGGAGGACGAGGACAUGUCGCUGGAAGAAUGCGAGAGAAUGAUCCGGAGCGUCGAUCUUGAUGGCGAUGGACGGCUGUGCUUCAGCGAGUUUGUGGAUAUGAUGCUGGCGUCAGGGUCGUGGCCGCAAGCCGAGCUGUCGCCAUGCCAAACGGAGCAACGGAACGGGGGCCCACCGGGGGAUCCGCGGAGGCGGAGUCGGAGAGCGGAGGGGGAACCAGGCACGCGGAGAGGCGGAAGCGGAGGGCCAGGCGGAGGGGAACCUGGCACGCGGAGAGGCGGAAGCGGAGGGUUAGGAGGAUGGGAUACUGGCACGCGGAGAGGCGGAGGCGGUGGGCCAGGCGGAGGGGAAUCAGGCACGCGGAGAGGCGGAAGCGGAGGCGGAGAAGCAGGGAGAACGGGCAGCAGUAACAGAGGCGGCUUUAGCGCCAGCGGUGGGGGCCCGAAAAUCGAAGCUCCAGGGUUCAAGGGAUCUGGGUGGGGUGGCACGGGAUCAGGCUCGGUUUUCGGAAAGGGGUUCGGGCAAACAGGUCCGGGGACGUCCGGAAGCAGUUCUGGUCCCGGCGAGCCCGGCGCGCCGCUUCCACGUUGGCAGAAACGUCAGAUAGUAGGCGGCCCGGACGACGACAUAGACGCCAUGCUGGCCGAUCCCGAGCGAUUCGAGCGGUGGCAAACGUCCCGGGAAUUACGGGGGAUACAAUUGGCAGGGGAGGAUCCUGAUGAUCGGCAGUGGGAAGAUUGGAUAGAUGAUCCGUCGGAGUAUGAUUAUGAGAAUGGUGGGUGGUAUGAGCCUCAGCCGGACUGGGAGAAGGGCGGGAUGCCGCGAGAGGCGCCGGAUAUCCCGGAGAGAGGCAUGAGCCGGUCGUUUAAGGAGCUGCUGCUGCGGAUCUUUAAGCCGCAGGACGAGGUGGAGGAGAGCUUGACGUUCGAGGAAAGGGUGUUCCGAUACACGUCUCAGACCACGGCCAAGUUUGUCAUUUUCCUCAUUGCGGUGCCAUGGGCGUGCAGCUGGGUACUGCAUGACUACAUCCUCACGCCCUUCAUGCACCACUAUGCACACACCACCCCUUUGGUAGCGCGCAUGCUGGACUUAAGGGAGGAGCAGAAGCUCAACAUGAUUGAGCGCCUCAAGCUCGAGAGGCAGCGCAUUCGCUUCGAGGCGGACAUUGGGAAGGCGCCUCCACUGUCUGAAGACGGAUUGGCGGCCUACCUGCAGGAGGAAGCGCGUGAGAUGCGGGAGGAGAUUCGGCACGAGAACGAGGCCGCUUUCGCAUACAUCUUCUCAGACACAGUGGGGUGGCUCAUAUUCGCAUUCAUCCUGUACGCAAAUCCAAGCCAAGUGGGCAUCAUGAAACUCACGGGCGAUCGCAUCUUCACGAAUAUUUCAGAUACGGGCAAGGCGUUUGUCAUCAUCCUCUGCUCUGACAUCUUCCUGGGGUACCACUCAGAGUCGGGCUGGGAGACGGUGGUGGAGAUGUUUCUGGAUCACUACGGGCUCGUGGCGGAUCAGAAUUCAAUCUACAUCUUUGUGGCCAUCGUGCCCGUCACCAUCGACUCUUUUUUCAAGCUCUGGCUGCAUGUGGCCAUCGUGCCCGUCACCAUCGACUCCUUCAAGCUUUGGGUGUUGAAGUACCUCGUGCGGCUCUCUCUCUCUGCUGCUCAUACCCUUUCUUUCCUUGCUCUUCUGUUUCCAAUCCAAACCUCAACCCACCAGGUGUUCAAGUACCUCGUGCGUCUCUCCCCCUCUGCUGCUGCCACUUUCCGCGAAAUGAAGCGACACUAG